UUCCGGUAGGGACGGAGCAGAGUUUCCACGAGCGGAGAGUGCGGGAUGGAAACGCGGUGUUUAUAUCUUUUACUGGUGUGUGUACUGUCAGUAUAUCACGCCACAGCCGACAAUGGCAGCAUUAAAAAGAUGAAAAUGCAAUAUACCGGAAUGCCACUGCUGAAGUUUCAGAUUUGUGUUUCCUGAGGGUACCGGCGGGUGUUUGAAGAGUACACUCGGGUUCUCACCCAGAGGUACCCAGACAUCCGCAUCGAGGGAGAAAAUUUCCUGCCACAGCCUUUAUACAGGCACAUUGCUUCCUUCCUCUCUGUCUUCAAACUUGUCGUGAUUGGCUUAAUUAUCCUGGGCAAGAACCCUUUCACAUAUUUACAUAUUGAAACUCCAGGUAUCUGGCUUUGGGCGCAAGAAAAUAAGAUAUACGCCUGCACGAUGGUGUUCUUCCUCAGCAACAUGAUUGAAAACCAAUGCAUGUCCACUGGUGCCUUCGAAGUCACCCUAAAUGAUGUGCCUGUAUGGUCAAAGCUCCAGUCGGGACACCUGCCGUCUAUGCAGCAGCUGGUGCAGAUUCUGGAGAAUGAGAUGAAGCUGAGUGUUCACAUGGACUCUCUUCCACACAGACGGGCGUAAUGCUGCAGGAAUCCAACAGACUUGUGUGUGAUGUGAAGCUUUGUUGUGUGAGAUGGCGUUAAUGAAGGUCAGCACUGAAGGCAGUGUUUCUGCUUGUGUAGACUGGAUGUCCAGCCUCCUCACCGGUUCAUGGCUCACCUUAUACUCACAACUCUGCAGUCUAUGGCUCAAAAUUAAGAAGGAAAUGGAAGGAUUUAUCUGCAGGCAACGACCAGUAACAACACACACUGCUUAAUUGAUUAAAUUAGUGUUGAUGACCUGUUUUUGGUUGUCCUGUAGGCUGCUAAUAUUGAAAUCAGUUACUUAAAGAAGUAUUCAUAGUAUUUACAUGUAAGACAUUCAAACUGAUAAUGUGAACGUUAAUUUUUCUUCUCUUUAUAUGAUCAUGUGCCAGUUCAUUCAUUCCUUUCAGGUGUUUUAUGCUCACAAAAAUAUUCCCAGUUUGAGACCGCAGAGUUUAUAGAGAAAUGUAAACAGAGCUGCAUAAAAUUAUCCAGUGACUAUUUAAUUAUCAUCAUUGAUUAACUUUUUUGAUCAUUUUUUUAAUGCGUUUAUACUCACUUUUGAAUAAAGUCAAUUAAUUGUCA
Danio aesculapii is the source of this 1214-nucleotide messenger RNA. It is a transcript of the gene selenot1b, whose product is annotated as selenoprotein T, 1b. Lineage: Eukaryota; Metazoa; Chordata; Actinopteri; Cypriniformes; Danionidae. The transcript has 6 exons. The record is from RefSeq and is a predicted model, not a curated record. Gene Ontology annotation, molecular function: thioredoxin-disulfide reductase (NADPH) activity. Gene Ontology annotation, cellular component: endoplasmic reticulum membrane. Gene Ontology annotation, biological process: cell redox homeostasis.